AUGUUAGUUCUUUUUACAAUAUUUAACAGAGGAGGGAUUGUUCUUUGGGAGAGGUCUUUUGACGUUUUACCAUUCAAUAUUAUAAAUGACUUUAUUAAUGAUAUCUUUAUUGAAGAACAAAUGUCCAAGACAAUUUAUAUAAAAGAAGAUUUUGCAGUAAAAUGGACAGUAUCUAAUGAUUUUGGACUUGUAUUUGCAGUUGUGUAUUUAAGUCUUUCAGAAUUGGUUUAUGUUGAAGAAUUUCUUGAAAAUAUUAAAAAGCUUUUUUGUCAGUUAUAUAAUGAAGAUCUUAAAAAAAAGGACUUUUUUUCAAAGAAUUUUAGUUUUGAUUCAUAUUUUGAUGUUAAAAUUGAUGAAUUUAAUGCUUUAAAUACAAAGAAACUUCCAUCUUUUGCAUCAAAAAAAGAUAUAAUUACGGAUAAUUAUUCAUUUUCUAAGGAUUCAGAGGAGAACAAUGAUAUUGCUCAUCAACAUGUUCAGAUGUCAAAUGUUUUUGAAACAAUGAAAACAAGAUUUCCAUUAAAAAAGGACCUUCAUAAAAGGAAUAUAAGUAAAAAUACUAAGAAAAAUAAUCCUAAAAUAAGCAAUUUAAGUAAUAAGGAAUAUGUUAAAAAAAACAAAAAGGUCAUGCGUAAAUGGGAAGAUGAUUAUAUUAUAGAUAGCAAUUGUGAAGCAGAUACUUUGGAUUAUUCUAUUGAACCUGAAAAAUCUUCUGUUUCAAUUCAAAAUGAUAUAUUAGAUUUAUCUAAAGAAAAUCUAAGCUCAAAAAAUGGAAAAGUUUUUUUUAUUAAGGAAAUUGAUGAUGAUAAUGAUGGAAUUAAUGGUAAAAAUGAUAAAAAAGAACCAAAUACUUGGGUGUUAAAUAUAUUUACGAAUCUUGUUAAAAAAAGAGUUCUUUCAUUAGAUGAGAUCAAUCCGGCUUUAACAAAAAUGAAAGAAUUAUUAUUGAAAAAAAAUAUUGCAAAAGGAGUUGUGGAUAAUAUAUGUGAAUCUGUUCAGAAUAAUUUAAUUGGGAAAAAUGUCGGUACUUUUCAAUCUAUUCAUACUAUUAUUAAAACAACUAUGGAAUCUACUCUUAAACAGAUUUUAACUCCAUCAGCAUCUAUAGAUCUUCUUAAAGAAAUUGAUGAUUCUAAGGCUCAAAAAAGGCCGUAUACUAUUUCAUUUGUUGGUUUUAAUGGCGUUGGAAAAUCUACUACGUUAUCUAAAAUAGCAUUUUGGCUUUUAAAAAAUCAUUUAAAAAUUCUUGUUGCUGCUUGUGAUACUUUUAGAAGCGGGGCAAUAGAACAACUUCAGGUUCAUGUAAGAAAUUUACAACAAUUAUCUGAAAGGGAAAAAUGUGGAAAAAUAGAAUUAUUUGAAAAAGGAUAUGGGAAGGAUGCAAAUAUAAUAGCAAAUAAUUCUAUUUUAUAUGCAAAAAAGAAAGAAUUUGAUGUAGUUUUAAUAGAUACUUCUGGAAGACGCCAUAAUGAUACACGUCUUAUGUCUCCACUAGAAAAACUUGUUACUACAGAAAAUAUUGAUAAAGUUUUCCAGGUAGCAGAAGCCUUAGCAGGAGCGGAUGUAGUAUCUCAGGCUAAGAAUUUCAAUAAUGCUUUAGGUUAUAAAAGAAAAUUGGAUGGAUUCAUUAUUUCUAAAAUGGAUACUGUUGGAAAUGUUAUUGGAACAAUAGUUUCUAUAACAUGGGCUACCGGUAUUCCAAUUAUAUUUAUAGGAAAUGGUCAGACAUAUACUGAUAUUCGUGUUCUUUCUGUAUCAUGGGCUGUAAAAAUGUUGAUGAAUUAACUAUUUAUAAAUUAUAUACCUUAU
This is a messenger RNA of Pneumocystis murina B123, 1809 nucleotides long. RefSeq lists its product as hypothetical. Gene Ontology annotation, cellular component: signal recognition particle receptor complex; endoplasmic reticulum membrane. Bases 1 to 1785 code for a protein of 594 amino acids. The transcript has 8 exons. The record is from RefSeq and is a predicted model, not a curated record. Gene Ontology annotation, molecular function: GTP binding; GTPase activity; signal recognition particle binding. Lineage: Eukaryota; Fungi; Ascomycota; Pneumocystomycetes; Pneumocystales; Pneumocystaceae. Gene Ontology annotation, biological process: SRP-dependent cotranslational protein targeting to membrane.